Molecule: messenger RNA, 429 nt
Organism: Helianthus annuus (common sunflower)
Lineage: Eukaryota; Viridiplantae; Streptophyta; Magnoliopsida; Asterales; Asteraceae
Exons: 1
Coding region: 1-429 (142 amino acids)
Source: RefSeq, a predicted model, not a curated record
AUGGAUUGGUGUAAAUGGAUCCCCGCCAAAUGUAACAUCAACGGUUGGAGAAUGGAAAUGGACAGAAUUCCUACCAGUGAAUCCUUAAAGAAAAGGGACGUUCAGAUUGGAGAUUCUCUUUGCCCGAUGUGCAACUCGGUCGAAGAAACUUCAGAGCAUCUCUUCAUUGCCUGCCAUGUUGCUUCGAUUGUCUGGAACGAGAUCAACUUGUGGUGUAAGAUUCCUAACAUCUUUGCUUUUUCGCUUAAGGAUCUUCUUGGUAUUCAUAAGGAGCUUAGGGCCUCAGAGAAAAAGAAGGAAGCGGUCCAUGGAAUUGUCAUGAUAGUUUGCUGGAGCUUGUGGCGUGCUAGAAACAAUUUGAAAUUCUCUAAUAAACCGAUUAAGAUAGAUAGUAUUUUAAGCGAUGUCAAGGCUAUGGAUUAUCUAUAG